Molecule: messenger RNA, 11410 nt
Organism: Lytechinus pictus (painted urchin)
Lineage: Eukaryota; Metazoa; Echinodermata; Echinoidea; Temnopleuroida; Toxopneustidae
Exons: 20
Coding region: 65-5665 (1866 amino acids)
Biological process (GO): receptor clustering; establishment or maintenance of epithelial cell apical/basal polarity; cell-cell adhesion
Cellular component (GO): adherens junction; basolateral plasma membrane; postsynaptic density
Molecular function (GO): protein binding
Source: RefSeq, a predicted model, not a curated record
CCAGAUCCCAACAAUGACACACAUAACGGAGGUCGGCUAGGUCGUGACCUGAUGACCUUUGGCCAUGGCUGCCUGUUUCUGCGUGCGUCUUGGCAAGGAUAUUGUCAAGACGCUUGACUUUCGUCACUGCAAUCUGCGCUUCGUGCCAGAGGAGAUCUUUGAGUAUGACGAAACCUUGGAGGAACUCUUCCUUGAUUCAAACGACAUCCGAGAGCUGCCAAGGGACUUGUUCCAUUGUGAGCUGCUCAAGAAGUUUGGAGUGAGUGACAAUGAACUGGUUACCAUCCCAACUUCUGUGGCUAGCCUUAUCCAUCUUGAAGAACUGGAUGUCAGUAAGAAUGGUAUUGUGGAGCUUCCUGACAACAUAAAAUGCUGUAAGAAUCUCCGGCUGGUUGAAGUCAGUGUGAAUCCUCUGGGAAAGCUUCCAGAAGGGUUCACCCAGCUGAUGAACCUGAGUCAUCUUUAUCUCAAUGACACUCUUUUGGACUACCUACCUGCUAGCUUUGGGAGACUGGCGAGGCUCAAGGUCCUAGAGCUGAGGGAAAAUAGGCUCAAAGCUCUUCCAAAGUCCAUUUCAAGAUUGACAGAGCUAGAGAGACUUGACCUUGGGCAGAACAGCUUCAGGGAAAUUCCUGAUGUAAUAGGAUGUCUCACAAAGUUAACAGAAGUCUGGAUAGAUACCAACAAAGUGACACAGCUACCUCAGUCAUUUGGUAACCUGAGUGAUCUUGUAUACUUUGAUGCAUCCUGUAAUCGUCUUGAAUACCUGCCUGCAGAGAUGGAUAAACUUGAGAGCCUUACCGAUCUUCAUCUCUCAAAGAAUUUCCUUCAUCAACUUCCAGAGAACAUUGGUCAACUGAGUAGCCUGACGACCUUGAAAGCCGACAACAACCAGUUAGCUUCUCUCCCCAUCUCCAUUGGUGGACUGGUAUCUCUCGAGGAGCUCAUCUUGAGUGCUAAUGAUUUGGAGGAGCUGCCACCAAGCAUUGGCCUCCUGCGCCAACUACGCCACCUCAACGUAGAUGAUAACAUGCUGCAGAGUGUUCCUGCUGAGCUUGGUAGCUGCAGUGGAAUCACUUUACUAUCUCUGAGGGGCAACUAUCUCCAGGUUCUUCCCGAUGAGUUCGGCCGCAUCGCCAAGCUGACCGUGGUCAAUCUCAGUAACAACCGUCUUCAGUCGUUGCCUUAUAGCUUCACCAAGCUCAAGAACCUGCAGGCGUUGUGGCUGUCAGAGAAUCAGUCCAAGCCAUUGAUUCAACUGCAGUCAGAGUUUGUAGAUCAGAUUGGAACCCGAGUCCUCACAUGCUUCAUGUUCCCACAGCGACCACAAGAUUAUGAAGAAGAUUCCUAUCUGAGUGACGGGGAAAGCUUUCAUCCAUCUGUGUGGGAGCAGGAGAGAGCCAAAAGAUCCAGGAUUAUAUUUGAUGUGGAAGAGUCAGAAUCUGAGCAUCAGAAGAACACGGCCAGGGCAACCACCCCUUACCCCAAGGAGACGGUGAGACCUCGGUUCAGGAUGGGGGUUGUUGCGGCCCCAUCCAACGGUCACAUUCCAAGCAAGAAACCACACCUCAAGGAUAAGGUCCAGAGUCCUCAGAUGGAACUGCUCCCAAGCAAGCCUUCAGUUGAUACAAGGGGUUCGAGACGGGUCCGAGGCAGACGAGAGCUGGAGCUAGAUGGGAUACGGAUCAGAGAGGCGAAGGUCACAAGGCCAAGGUCACCGGGGUCAACCAUUAGUGAUAGCCUGCAUCUGUUCCAGGCAGAUAAGGAGAAGAGGGCUAAAGACAAAGCACGUAUCCGUCGUACAUCAAUUGCUGAUAGCGAUACUGAAGGGGUCUCCCCCAAGGGAAAAGGGCUGUUCAAAAAGUCGAAACCUGAUCGUGGAGCCCACAGCGACACUGAGGCCAUCGACCCAGAGUGGACAUCCAUGACCAAAAGCCAAAGGAGAUCUCUGACCAUUGAAGAUGCUGUCGUUCAUGAUAGAAGAUCUUCAGUGGACAGAAUUCAGACGCUGCCAAUGGAUGGCUAUCGGAAAAACGACCUCAAGAAGGACAGAACUUUCUCUAAGUCGAAUGGAAGCACAAGGCAUAAUGGGCAUUUGAAUGAGGUUGUAACUGAUUAUGGAUUCAUAGACCAAGGACAGAGUGAAGGGGAUUUUGUAGAUGGCCAAAGAACAAGAAGCGGUGAGGUAUUGCAGAAUGGGAGGAGAAGAAGUGAUGUGGUGUAUGGAAACGGCGAUGCGAGGAGAAGGAUGAAUAGGCAUGUGAACAAAGAUCCGAUGCAAGGUGGCACUCCUGUAUCAGGCAAUGUGGCCUUUCAUGGAAAGCGGAACUCGCACCAAAGACGAUCGGGUUAUGGAACCGAUCCGGAGCUGGAGGAGUUGUACCACCAUUCUGUAGGGAAAGACAGUCCCAGGAUGCAGGUGGCCCAGUAUCAUACACCCCCAAGGAAACCUGGCUACUCCUCAGACCAGGACCAGCGCACUCCACAGGGUAGGAAGGUCGAUCAGGGUGGCAAUAAGCAAACUAGCAAUAAAAAACCUGAGCCUCAUCCGCAUUCAGGGUACGGUACGGAUUCUGAAAUCAUGGCGUACAAUGGACCGUUUGAUUAUACUCCUCCUGUUGAAGAUCAUGGAAGGUCUUCCAGGGUUAGUCAAAGAACUCAGAAGCAGAGUCGGGUAUCAAAGAGACAGCCUGAAGCUUACGAUGAUCGUAAAGGACAGUGGAUUGAUGGUGUAGGGUAUGUAAAAGAGACAAAUCAAGAGAAAGUGGUUAAAAACAAUGAGGAGGAUUUGCAUUGGGCGUACCCGACAUUUGAAUCCAAUAAAGGAACUGGGUUUGAUGAUAUACCAAAAGCCGAGAAAAAGGAGUUCACUGAGGAACCAAGGGGUGGUAUUAAUGCUAGGACAAAUAGAAUCGAUCAUCCUGGUGACCUUGGUAGACAAACUGUGGCCAGUGCUGUCCUGGAAAAGGGAGAUGAACACCCCAAGGACGAGGUCAAAGUAGAUAUGUCCUCAGAGGUAGAAAACCACCAAGAACUGCAUUGGGAUAUCUCUGAAAUUCUUGGUAGUUCAAGUAGAACAACGGGGCAGUUGAGUACUCCUGGCUCCUCUCCUCAGAAAUCAAAGACAGGAACUGCUGGUAACCAGAGACCAUCAAACAAACAUAAGAAAUUCAGUUCAUCAACUCCAGAAAAUGAUAGACAGAAUGGGAAAAUUAGCACAGUUGUUAGCAAUGGACCUGUUCAGAAUGUAGGACAAACACUUGGGAAUAAUGUGGUGGCUGUAGAAAAUCUUGAACUGAGAUCAAAUGUUGAUGUCCCUUGGGAUGAAAGACCUCUUCCACCUUAUCCCAAGAAAAGGGAUCCCAACUCACCUCUACCUCCAAGCCCAGCACAGUUGGAUCACAGGGACUCAUCAACAACACCACCUGUUGUCCAAAAACCAGGUUCAAACAAGUUGCCACAACAGCAGUAUUACCCAACAAGACUUCGAAGCGAUUCUCCACUGCCUCCCUAUAGCAAUAGAACCACUCCCAAGGAUGGUACCCCAAACACAAGAACACAUCUCAGGAACCAACCCCCCAAUCUCCACAUUGCAAACCAACAGAUCCUUCAGAGUGAGAGCCGAAAGCCUAGUGAGCUUUCAGGUAAUCAGAAGCGAGGAGCCAUUCCGACGUAUGAUGAAGCUGUGUUGCGACGGAAAGACAGUCUUGUUAAGCAGCAGUCCCAGUCCUUGAACUCACUCACCAGAGACAUAAGCAAGCAGCUGAAAGUGUACCCAAUUCCAGUGGCCGCAUCUAGUGAAGAGUUCUUGGUUGACAAACCGAAACAGGAGGCACAUUAUACAACUCAGGCUAGACCUUCCAAUGAACGACUCCAUGAUGAGAUGGAUGACUAUGAGAUCGUUGAUGGUUUGCAUCGGAACCAUCAAGGAAAGGAUCAUGAAUUGCAGGGGCAACCUCAUGACAGAAAACCUUGGUCAUACCCUGAUACCAGACAAGGACAAGAUAGCAAAUUGACAGGUGAUGGUACCCAUUUGCACCAGAAUCAUAUGAGAUCAAAUACCCCAAGUAGUCAGAUAGCAAGGAAUCCAUCUGAGAGAACUGAUACAUUAACAAGGCAACGUAAUACAAAUGAUGCUGGAUAUCAUCAAAGACGGUACGUUCAAAGGGAAGACAUUAUUGAAAACUGGAAGCAUGAGGCUGAUAUUAAUAAAAACAUUCCAAGGGGAAAAUCUCCAUUACCGCACUAUGCAGCUCAUAGGACACCAACUGCCAAGGAAGAACUGCCACAUUCCUACGCAGAUGGAAGCCCUUCGCAUCCUUCAGCUCCUGACCAAAGGUCCAGGAACAUUGAUCACAGCAAUCAAGAAAAUGCUCAAAAGCGCAGAGUGGACGAAAAGUGGUCUUCUGAUCAUAAACAUUCAGUUCAAAACAGGCACAGUAAUGUUGAACGCUAUGACCAAACAGAAGUAGCAUUCGGCAGCCAAAGAGACAUCAACCACAACAGACCUCAAGACCCAGCAUAUGUCAGACAAAGAGACAAAGACAGUGGCCAGUACAGACCUACCUACAACCAGCAGGAUACUGCCCCUGACAGGUUGCAGUCAACGCCACCCUAUGAGGAAAGACAGGUUCCCAUGGAGAAUCAGCAGCAGUCUGUUGAAGUCACUGAAGACAAUUGGAAGCGGCACCUGCUGAGCAAGAUUGCCUCAAAGAACUUGGUACCAGGGGAUGACCACCAACAGACCCCGGUUUCUAUUCGACGCCAGGGUGAGAGCACCAAGUCUACCGUACAACAGAGGAGACUGCAUGUUCUACGAGCAAGAAUGCAAAAUGAAAUGAAGCCGAGUGAUGAAACCAUGGAUGAGGUCUUCCACUCUCCCUCUCUGCCGUCACGAUCCCCUGGCUACAAAGGUCAGCCCCACACCCCGCCCUACCACACCCACCAACACCCUCACCACACCCAUCAUACCAACUACCAAUCUCAGGACCAGCAACAUCCGGAGAGCAACGCUGGUGACAGGACCCGGCCCCCUCGUCACUACCACCAUCAUCAUCCCACUCCUGACACCCAGGAUUCUCCUGGGCAGAAGCCAUGGCAGGAUGAUCAUGUACUAAGCAAAGGCCCUCCUCCGUCAUAUCACCACCCGAGGGAAUGGUCUCCGUCAACCUAUGGCAAACCUAAUACAAUGGACCAUGUGGAUGUAUCAGAAACUAGGAGGGGUACCCCACCAGGCAGUUCGGGCAGCUCCACCACCGGCUGUAACGGGCGUAGCUUUGCCCCCUCCCCGAGCCUCCAGCGACGGUUGCCCCCCUAUCACUCUUCUACUAUCACCCAAUCACAAUCUCCUCUUCCAGUCAGGCGAGUCGACCCAGAGGGCAUCGGGGGCCCCAAAACGAUUCCAUUGGUAAUCUAUAAGAACCCUGGUCUUGGGUUCAGCAUCACUGGAGGUCAGAACUCACCAGGGAAUCCUUUCCAUCCUGAAGAUAUGGGUAUCUUUGUGACCAAGGUUCAACCUGAUGGCCCGGCGGAUCAUUGCUUGCUUCCUGGAGACAAGAUCCUGACUGUCAACAACCAGGACUUUGUGGACAUUGAUCAUGAACAAGCUGUCCAGGUACUCAAGAAUAGCAACCCAGUCUCAAUGGUAGUCAGCAGAGAAACCUGAGGUCCUCUAUCAAGAUCAAAUGGAGGCUUCUCAACAUAGAUCAUGAAGAGGUAGGCUUGGCCCUCAAGUACAGCAACCUUGUCUCAAUGGUAGUCAGCAAAGAUCCUGAGGUCUUCUAUCAAAACAAAAUAUAGACUUCUCAACAUAGAUCAUGAAGAGGUAGGCUUGGCCCUCAAGUCCGGCAACGUCGUCUUAAUCCUCAAGUACAGCAACCUUAAUCCUCAAGUACAGCAACCUUGUCUCAAUGGUAAUCAGCAGAGGUCAUGAGGUUCUAUAUAAAGCUAGAAUAGAGAUUUCUCAUCACAGAUCAUGAAGAGGAAAUCUUGGCCCACAAGAACAGCAACCCAUCAACAAUGAUAGUCAGCAAAGAAACCUGAGGUUCUCUAUUCAGUCAAAAUAAAAGAAUUUGUCAUGAAGAGGAAGUCUUGGCCCACAAGAACAGCAACCCGUCAACAAUGGUAGUCAGCAGAGAAACCUGAGGUCCUCUUGCCAACCAAAACAAGAGAAUUGAUCAUGAAGAGAAAGUCUUGGCCCACAAUAAUGGUAUCCCAUCAGCAAUGGUAGUCAGCAUAGAAACCUGAGGUCCUCUAUCAAGCCAAAACAGAGACUUUUCAACAUGGAUCAUGAAGAGGAAGUCGUUACCAGCAAGAACAGUAUCCCGUCAACAAUGGUAGUCAGCAGAGAAAUCUGAGGUUCUCUAGGUUCUCUAUCCAGUCAUAAUAAGAGAAUUGAUCAUGAUGAUAUCUUGGCCCACAAGAAUUGUAGCCCAGUUUCAAUGAGAUCAGUCAGUAGAGAAACAUGAAGUUCAUUAUUUAUCUAGCCUUGGUUUCAAGAACAGAGCUUGUUGACUCUGAUUAUUAGUAGGUAAUUUCGGUCCUCCAGAACAGCAACCCCGUCUAGAAUAUUGUUGGUAGCUUAGCAAACUAUUCACUGUCCAGCCCUUUUGUCAAAAAUAAAACCUGUGAGUUUAACUUGUUAAUAUUAUCAUGGUUAAGAUUAUGGAAAGGGCUUUUUUUUGCGAGAAUAACAUAACAUUAUUUAGAUUUGUCCGGUAUUCAGAAAAAAUCACCAAACUCUAGCUGGACAGUCUUGUUGACUCCUGUCUGCUACUGAAGUUACAGAUUACAUUAUAGCAAGAAGUUUUACCUGAAUCUCUCUGCCCUUAUAUACAUAGAUGUAACACGUAGAAAGUGUUAUAGUAUUGUGCUGAUGGUUAUUGCAAUAUCAAUUCCAAUUGAUGGCAUUGGAGUUUGAUAAUUUGAUUUGCAUAUCAGAGGACUAAAUAUUUCAGUUUAGUUGUUCUGGUUCAGUGCGGUACAAACAAGAAAUGAAUCCAUUGGGGAAUUUCUUUUCUACAUACAUGUAUAUGAAAUUAUGAUAUCCAGUUGAAACAUAACAUUCCAAUAUAUUCAUUAUACAUUACAAAUUCCAUAUUUGUUUAACUCUGUAGCUAAUUUUGUUGGUGCUGAACAAUGAUGUAUUUCCUUCAUUCCGGGCUACAGUACUGUUUCACUUUCCAAAAGCAGUCACAAUUAGGGGGAGCCAGGCCAAUUGCACCCUCGACAUCCAUGUAUCAUUAAAAUUUUCCUCAAAAAUCUUUUUAUAAUAAGCAUACCAUAUUCCUACUCAUUUCACUCUUUUCAUAUGUCAUAUCCAUACUUCUUGAUCGCCUUGUAGAAUAGUCCAGCUUGCUUUCAGUCAUUCCAUAUUUAUUUCUAAGCCAUUUUUAAGAUUUAUUCUUCGCGAUAGCCUUCAAAAAGACACUCACUUGCUGACUUGUCCUGUGUCAAUGAGGAUUAAUGCCUUGUCAAAGGACAGAAGCCUGUCCACUAUGUUUCGACUUGCCCCUAUCCAAUUACUGUAUUGUUACAGAGCCUUCCCUUGUCUUCACAUACAUGUAUUUAUGAAACAGUGAAACUGUUGUAUUGCAGUGUUGUUGAGUUUAUAAGCUAAGUGCCUAUGCAAAAAGUGUUCUUCAGCAAACUUUAUUCAGUGAUGAAUUCUGUGAAGUAAAGAAGAAUAGAGAACAGCCUGUUACAGGAAUAUGUGUGUUUAAUCUCAACUCGUAAUCAAUUGCAAGUUUCAAACAUGGACCUCUGAUUGGUUGAAAGGAAUGUUGGGUUUGAUGUUUGGAGUUGAAUUUGAUUGUGGCUAAUGUGACAGGCCCCAGAAAAUUUCAAGAGAAGAAGUGUUUUCCAGCAUUUAUACAUGUAUAUUCCAAAGUAUGCAGCUAAGAACUGAUGUGAUAUUAACCUUUUAUACCCUUUACAAAGUUCUGUCAAAGAUGAUGAAUCAGUACUGAUCUUGUUUAAUGUAUGCCAGGGCCAUUUAACACAAAGCUUAGCAAUUAAUCAAACAGCCCAUCUUUACAAUUGAUCGAUCAAUCAUUAAAUGAGCCCUGCGAUCGAUUGUUAACCUUUGUGUUACAGACACCUGUUUUGUAUUCCUGUUUUGUAUUCACAUUUUUCACUGUAUAUAUAGCACAUACCAAAGAGAGCAAAUUGGCUCUUUUUUGUACUUGAUAUUCGUUAGCCCUUUUUGUUGCUUGUAAGUGUAUUUUGUUCUUGUGGUUUUGUUUUUCAAGUGUUUUUUGUAGAAAUCGGGUUAUUAGUACUUGCAGACACACAUGACUAUGAAAGUGAUACCGGUAUUUGAUUCAAUCCCGUAUCAACUUUUUGCUCUUUAUGACGUAACUUCUGAAGGUUUCUAUGGUGAAGAAAAAGAGUGUAGUGGUUUCACUGUACACCAUGUAUUCUUUCGUGUGCAUAUGUUGGUCCUGAAAAGGACCACCCAUCAUGUCCACUGGCCUCUGGUACGUAAGCAUGACUAUAGGUAAAAGUCUUUGUGGUAAUAUUCUGAUAGCCUUGGUUCAGUUAAACCUGGGGGCGUUUCGUAAAGCUGUUCGUAAGUUAAGAGCGACUGGGGAUCCUUUUUGUGGUAAAUGGUAUACACCAAAAUGUUCACUGGCGAUGGUUUAGCAUGUAAGAAAGGAUCACCAGUCGUUCUUAAUAUCGCUUUUUACUUACGAGCAGCUUUAUGAAACACCCACCUGUCCUGGGUUAAAUUAGACCCCACUAUUAUGGAAUGCCAGCUUUAAUGAAACACCCACAUGGAUCAAAUUAGACCACUCUAUUAUGGAAUGCCAGUUGUCAACUCAUUCACCGAUUGAAUAUUAUUCUUAUCCUGCUGCAAAAAGUUGUCAUAAAAGUAAUUGAGUUGUGAAAUGGAAAGAAUAGCUUAAUAAAAAAAUGAAAUAAAUUUUAAGAAGUAAUUGAUACAUUAUAAUUGCCACAAUAUGGAAGUCAAUAUUAUGAAUCCAGCAUUCCAUAGACUUGUGGUUUAACUUUAAAACUCUAGUUUAGACUAGGGUUUAACCUCGGUUUAAUUAUCAGAAUACCACCCAAUGUGAAACACCCCGAUGAUGCAAAAUAUGUAUUUACCUCUAAUAAGUUAAAUUCUAUGGUCUAAAAUGAUUUGACGUGGGCAUAAUGUCAACUCAUCGCUCAUUUAAUUUAAUUUUUUUUUUUGGUAGCAAUAGCAAAUUUAUUCAUUAACAAAUACAUGUAUUGUAACUGAAAUUUUGGGCCUUUUUCUUACUACAAAAUGCUGUGAUCCAGUUUGGUGGACUAAUAAUUUGGUCUUAUUUUGCCUUGUAGAAUCGUGUAUCAUAGUUGAUGGUGAUGUAUUUUUUUCAGGGCUAUAAAAAUAGCACAAAACAUUUAGAUUUUAUAUCUUUGCAUGUAAAUAUCCAAUACUGUACAUAAUGUAUAUAGUACCACAACAAAGGUAAUUAAUUAUGGAAUUCAAUUUUGUAUUUACUAAUAUUGAUUUUUAUGUUGGCAUGUAACAAGUGACUUUGUAAAUGAUAUAUGUUUUGUAUCUUCAUGUAUGACAUGUUACAAAUGAAAUUUGAAAUGAUUCAAGAACAUAUGAUAUAACUUGAAAUUGUUAGAGAGAGAUCAUGUGCUGGAAGGUCUGUGGUGCUAUUUUUUGCUAGUAAUAUUUACUCUUUCUCUGCCAUAGUAUACCUUUGAAAAAAUAUUGGUGUCUUCAUUCAUGCCUUCAGUUGAUCUGCCAGAUUUACACCUUGCUGUUUUAGGCUAUAACCUGUUCCAAAGGUUACCAUGUGACUAUUGAAUUUUAUCAUUCGUAUAUAUAGUGCGUCCCAGAAAAAUGGCAAAAAGGCAAAUGAAUUACAGUGUAUGAUAUCUAAUUUACAUAAUCAUAUAAUUAAAUUAUUCAUCUUUAUUUUGAUACCUAGUAUAUGACGAACACUUCAUGCAUUAAUGAGCAAAACGAGUUUAAAAUUUUAAUGUCAAAACCAGGUUGCGCAGAAAAAUUGUAUAAGAUUAGUUCGUGACACGACGAACAUGCUUAUUCGACGAUUGGUUCAUUAGCAUUUCUUUUGUAUUCUGAUUCUCUCACUGAUCCCUGAAUUGAGAGUGGAUUCAGAUUCACACGUGAGUUUCUGUGCAAAUCAUUUUCUGAUAUGACUCAGUAUUUAUUAUUGGAAUGUGCCAUGCAUGAACGAUUUGCAAAGCUGUUGGUUUCAAAUUAGAGAUGAGAUUCCACUCUUUCCACGAGUAUCAAAUUUAUAGUAAAAACAUUAAUAAUUGUGAUAUCUCUGAAAACGGGUUUCCUUUUUCGUGGGACGCACUGUAUAGGCCUGUGCGCAGACCAACCUGUUUUACUCCUCAAUUUCAAUAGGUGGAUAGAGCUACGUGCUCUUUUGAGGCAAAAACAUACUCCAAAAGGUUAAGUGCGCACAGAGUCACACACUUUUCUAUUGCGUUCUAUUUUAUUUCAUUCUCCUUUAAUGUGAUUUGUAAAUCAGAAUACCUGAAUUCUCGCUUAUGCUUUUUGAUUGAAAAGUGAGAUGCGUUUGAUUUUUGGAGUUUAAUUGUGUUUAAUUGCAACAUUUUCUGCAUUAGGGACCAGAAUGUAUAGGGCUGGGUCCUGGUGGCUUUUCACUAAACUGAUCAUAAAGUCAAAUGCAACUUUAUAAGAACUGGUGUAUGAGGUGCCAAAGGAGAGGCCAGCAUUUUUCUUUCUUGCUGAUGUUCUAUGGUAAAAAUUGCAGUAAUCAAAACUGCAAUCUGGUUAAUGAUAAAAUAGCAAUAACAAAUUUAGUAAAAGUAAUGUUAUGGUACAUUACAAUAUACAUGUAUACCUUUUGAAAGUGCACUGACAAGAUUACAUGUAGCUUUAAAGAUGUUAUAUUAAUUAUCAAUAUUUGGCAUGCCAUAAUCAUGUCAUUUUUAACUUAAGGUCAUAUUUAACUAGGCUUAUGAAAUACUAGUGGCCCCAGAAUACAUCAAACAGGUCCUUACUGACAUUUACACUGUAUAUUAUGAUAAAAAUAAGACAUUCACCAUACAGCACACCAAUCAUUAAAUCAAUAUAUGAUAUAUAAAUAUAGUAAUAAAAAAAUUUAUUUGUAGCUUUCAUGAAACGAGAUACAUUACUUAUACAUUAUAGUGUGCCAACAAUAGAUGAUUAUCAUUCAAUUCCAUUGUGACGAUACAAACCUGUGUAUUUCUUGCUUUGUGGAUUGUAUUUAUUUAUUAUGACAGGAGACAAUACCUUGUAUGAAAUAUAUCACUGCUUUUGCUAUUCCACGGAUCAUGACGCUUGUAUUCACACUCUUUUGAUACCCGACUCUAUUUAUAUACUCUUGAAUCUGUAUUUUGCCUACUUGUUAACUCGCUUUGAUAAAGAAACUCAUAAUAAAUUAAUUUAUCAGAA